Messenger RNA from Teleopsis dalmanni, 1695 nucleotides. RefSeq names its product mitochondrial-processing peptidase subunit beta (gene UQCR-C1). NCBI's taxonomy places the organism in Eukaryota, Metazoa, Arthropoda, Insecta, Diptera, Diopsidae. The transcript is spliced from 6 exons. Gene Ontology annotation, cellular component: mitochondrion. Gene Ontology annotation, molecular function: metalloendopeptidase activity; metal ion binding. The record is from RefSeq and is a predicted model, not a curated record. The coding region runs from base 111 to 1532 and encodes 473 amino acids.
UACAGCAACACACUACCUUCAGAGGAAAAAUUUUUUAGACACCGUCUUUUUGGACUUGGUGCACAAAAUUUAUUUUAUUUAUCACAAUAAAUUAAAUAACAUCGAAAGCAAUGGCAUUACGUGUGCUUGGUAUUUCACAAAAUUUGAAAACCCUUUCGAGGACUGUCACCAUUUUAAAGCGUUUCAAAGCUAGUGAUGCUGCUUUAAAAAAAACUCUUCUCAAUAUACCAGCCACGCAAGUAACAGCAUUGAAUAAUGGUUUACGCGUUGCUAGCGAAGAUUCUGGUGCGUCUACCGCGACUGUAGGUCUCUGGAUCGAUGCUGGUUCUCGCUCCGAAACUAGUCAAAACAAUGGUGUAGCUCAUUUUCUCGAGCAUAUGGCCUUCAAGGGCACAGCUAAACGCUCUCAAACCGAUUUGGAGUUGGAAGUCGAAAAUAUGGGCGCACACCUAAACGCCUACACUUCUCGCGAGCAAACUGUUUUCUAUGCCAAAUGCUUAUCAAAAGAUGUACCAAAAGCUGUUGAGAUUUUAGCAGAUAUUAUUCAAAAUUCCAAAUUAGGCGAGUCCGAAAUUGAACGUGAACGAUCAGUUAUUUUACGUGAAAUGCAAGAAGUCGAGAGCAAUCUUCAGGAAGUUGUAUUCGAUCAUUUACAUGCCACUGCCUAUCAAGGAACCCCAUUAGGUCAAACUAUUUUGGGACCCACAAAGAAUAUUAAAUGCAUUGGAAAGAAUGAUCUUUCAAACUACAUUAAUACCCAUUACAAGGCCUCUCGUAUUGUACUUGCUGGAGCUGGUGGUGUCAAACACGAAGAAUUAGUCAAACUAGCUGAUCAGAAUUUAGGAAAAUUGGAAAAUACUUUCGACGGCAAAAUGCCUGAGGUUACAUCUUGCCGGUUUACUGGUUCCGAAGUGCGUGUACGUGAUGAUACUUUGCCAUUAGCUCAUGUGGCUAUUGCUGUAGAAGGUUGUGGCUGGACUGACCAAGAUAAUAUUCCAUUGAUGGUUGCUAAUACAUUAAUUGGCGCAUGGGAUCGUUCACAAGGUGGUGGUGUUAACAACGCUUCGAAUUUAGCACGUGCCAGCGCCGAAGACAAUUUAUGUCACAGCUUCCAAUCUUUCAAUACUUGCUACAAGGAUACUGGCUUAUGGGGUAUUUACUUUGUCUGCGAUCCUUUGCAAUGCGAGGAUAUGCUUUUCAACGUACAAACAGAGUGGAUGCGUCUCUGCACUAUGGUAACUGAUGCUGAAGUUGAACGUGCAAAGAAUUUGUUGAAGACUAACAUGCUUUUACAACUCGAUGGUACCACACCAAUUUGUGAAGACAUUGGCCGCCAGAUGCUCUGCUAUAAUCGUCGCAUACCAUUGCACGAACUUGAACACCGUAUUGAUGAGGUGACCGUACAAAAUGUACGUGAUGUAGCUAUGAAAUACAUUUACGAUAGAUGUCCAGCUGUCGCUUCAGUUGGUCCAGUAGAAAAUUUGCCCGACUAUAACAGAAUUCGUUCAUCAAUGUACUGGUUAAGAGUUUAAGAUUGGCGCUCGCUUAAAUAUAGUCUAACUAAAUAAAAAUUAUCAAUAAUUAAAUUUCUAAACAAAACUCAGCAAAAUUUCAAUUUCAAACCACUGCAAAUUAGAUACAAAAGGAUUCAAGGACUAUACAAUAAACAAAAUUUACAAUGUUGAUUAAACUAUA